Messenger RNA from Ooceraea biroi (clonal raider ant), 1467 nucleotides. It is a transcript of the gene Trs20, whose product is annotated as trafficking protein particle complex subunit 2. The record is from RefSeq and is a predicted model, not a curated record. Gene Ontology annotation, biological process: endoplasmic reticulum to Golgi vesicle-mediated transport. NCBI's taxonomy places the organism in Eukaryota, Metazoa, Arthropoda, Insecta, Hymenoptera, Formicidae.
ACGACGUCGAGGACGAUGCGUGUGCGCGUGCCGUAUCGUACGCGACGCGACGCGCAACCUCUUCAUUGUACCGCGAACGUCGGGGUUACGCGCCCGUCGGCGUUACCCUUCUCGGCUGGCCGCCGAUCAUCGUCGCCGCGCGGGCGACCGCGUCUUUCCCGUGACCGCUGUUUCCUUAUUCGAUAACGGUUAAUUGCACGGGACAUAACAGGGAGUUGCAUUCGCGCAAACCGCGUGCGAUGUUCGUACGUAUGAAUAGCAAUGCAGACAAGUGUUGUGUCGUAUGCUUGGUGUUAACGUGAUGUAAAUUGCAACUGGAAUACAAUUAAGUAAAUAUACGUACAUACGAAACGACUGGGAAAAAUAAAACAGCUGAGGGUUUUAUGCGUGUACUCUAUAUACGUAUCUUAAUACGUAAAAUAUAAAAAUAAGUAGUUAAGAAAAUCUUAAAGUAACGUCUUUUCGAGGUUAGGAAACUUGUAUCGAUCGAGUAAUGCGCGCGAAAUUUUAAUCGGUAUAUAUUCAUCGGAAACGGUGAUCGUGUAUUAUCGUAUUACUUCAACCUGAAAUAAUUUAAAAGACAAAAUAUUUAAUAUUUAUUGUAAAAAUAGUGUUUUAUAAGAUAAAAAGUCGAGAGAGAAUCAAGAGAUUUAUAAUAUAAUUUUCAUCAUUAUUCACAUUAUUAUUCUUUUCACAACGCGCAGCGCAUUGUUUCAAAGUCAUCGAAUCAAUAUGGCUAUAUCAUGGGCAAUAAAUCAACAUUGACACAAGUUACGUGUCCUUACGUGGUGUGAACAGUGGUAACAUCAUUCAUCACUACAAUGACUGCCAAUUAUUAUUUUGCGAUCGUCGGGCACGCUGAUAAUCCAUUAUUCGAAAUCGAGUUUAACAAUGCCGGAAAGGACGUAAAGAAAGAAGACCAUUCACAUCUAAAUCAAUUCAUUGCUCAUGCAGCGCUCGAUCUUGUGGACGAGCACACUUGGAAAACGACGAACAUGCACUUGAAAGUCGUGGACAAGUUUAAUCAAUGGUUCGUCAGUGCAUUCGUAACGGCGACUCAUAUUCGAUUUAUCAUGGUGCACGAUAGCAAAAACGAAGAUGGGAUCAAGAGUUUUUUCAAUGAAAUGUACGAGACAUAUAUAAAGUAUUCCAUGAAUCCAUUUUACCAGCUAAACACACCUAUUAAAUCUAUAGGUUUUGAGAAAAAGGCACAGUUGUACGGCAGAAAAUAUCUAUCUUCCUAAACUCAAUAAAUUUUGCAAAAAUAAGAAUUUAUGUAUAUUAUUGUAUAUUUUGAUUCACUUUAUUCAAUGUUCUGCGAAAAUAUAAUAAGCAUUAUAAGUAAAUAUUUAUGAGAAAUAAAUUUAUUUCAUUAUGUGUAAAGUUACGUUAUGUGUAGAGUUGCAAAUUUUUUUUGUGAUCAUUAAUACAAAAACUGUUUUGGUAAGAAAUAAAGAUUAUAAUUCG